UAGACCGUACUCAAGGUGUGGUGGAGAUUCCGCGAGGUUGCAACCACGGGUACGGACCAUCAGAGUGGUUUGGAGUGCAUCAGUGGCCGAAACUGACCUGCAAUAUUAUUAAGAAGACAAGAUCGGACUUAUAUUGUUUCGGAUAUUUCAUUACAUAAGAAAAUCAGGGGCGGUUAGUGGCGCUCACACCCAUGGCUGUCACAGGCAGCAUGGAUUCAGUUGGGCUCCUAGUCACAGCUCUAGUGAUGGCUAGCUAUGUAGCCGGUCAAAACCCGAACCCAAGUCCUUGUGACUUGACAACCCAGCAAUCCAACAGUUCCAACCCAACAAUAAGAAUAAAUUUCGAUGAAGCCACUGCAGCCGAUCUGACAAAUUUGCCGGCCUUCACUGCAUACAGUACAGUUUUUGGAACGAUAGCUCCUGGCAAUAAUCAAAUUACCCUAGCUAUUGUUGAUGAAUUUAGUCCCAAUCCCAACAGCCCAAAAGGAUCCACCCACUUCGAGCUUGUGGAUCAGGCUUUGUCCGCCCCAAACAAUGGCGAGUCGAACGGUGUCUUCAUCAGACUCAUCGCUCCAAUUGACAGAGAUGGUUCAACCGCAAGUGUCAAUGAUGACAUCGACGUAGUGGAGUUUAAGCUGCAAUGUCAAAAUGUACAGGAUUCGUCGACAUCCCUCACCUACAAUGUCCUGGUGACCAUCAACGAUAUCAAUGACAAUGGUCCUGUAUUUCAAGGUCUUCCGUACUCCACCAACGUAGACGAGCUGGCAGUAAGUGGCACAACGAUUUUCCAGGAUAUCUAUGCCAUAGACAUGGACAUUGGAAAUAAUCGACAGGUCUCCUACGGAAUUGUACCAGGGACUGAUUCUGACAAGUUCAGCCUGGAUGCAAACUACUUGAGGAUAACUACAAGUUUAGAUUAUGAAUCCCUUGGUGCUAACAAAUAUUACCUCGUGGGAAUCACAGCUACAGAUAAUGCUCCCACUGGUACACAGAGGACUGCGACGACGACAGUGACGGUUCAUAAUCUGGACGCCAAUGACCUUAGUCCAGCAUUUGAGUAUCCAGGAUGUACCUUGAAAGAUGGUUAUUGUAUAGUACCGCAAUACACCGCUACCAUUGUGUCGGGCACCACUGCUGCUCUGACAGUAUACAGACAAGGAGAUACUGUGAAUUCCGUUGAUAUCCAGGCUCGGGACAGGGACUCGCUGAACUUCCCGAUCACUUUUUCCAUUUUAGAAACAUUUCCAGCGAACAGAGAAUCCAGAUUUACAUUGACGCCAGGAACAAAUAGCAAUGGUUUAUACACCACAUUCAUCAGUGUUGUUUCUCCCCUUAACAUAGCCACCGAGCCUGAGCUUAAAGUGUCUAUCUCGGCACAAGAAUUUGGUAUAACAGGAAAUAAUAACAGUGUUGGGGCAACCCUGACAAUAAAAGUAAAUCCUGCGAAUGCAAAUGCACCAGUUGUGCAGCCAAUAGGCUUUGGUUAUAUUGCUGAAAACUCGCCCAUCAACACAGUGGUACUAAAUCAGGCAGGAACCCAACUGUUACAGCUGAUCGUCACUGAUCCUGAUUUGGCGGAUCCUACAGAUGGAACGUAUAGCUUUACUGUGUCGGGGACCAGUUUUUUCGGAGUGACGUCGGAUGGCUACAUUGUGGUUGCUGGAGCCCUAGAUUACGAAGCUCUUAAUGCACCUAAGUCUGUCACAUUCACGGUGACAGUAACGGAGACACACACUACUGUACCAUUGUCUACAGAUGUUUCCGUGACAGUCUUUGUCCUGGAUGUCAAUGACUUAGAUCCAGUCUUUACAGGAACCGGUUACACAGAUGAUGUUGUAGCAGGGGAUUAUUCUUCCUCACCUUCGACCCUUAUUUCAAUCACAGCUUCUGAUGGCGACAGCGGAGACUUUGGCCUGGUGCGAUACUCCAUUAUAGAUGGUGAUCCACUCAAUGUAUUUGCUAUUAAUUCAAUAACUGGCCAGUUGUCUGUUACUGGGACAGUUUCAAAGGACAGUAUUUACACCCUACAGAUUGAAGCUAGUGACUCGCCCAACACUCCCAGUGUCAGACGGUCGACGGUUACGGCUGUCUCCAUCACCAUUACACCCUCUGGUAAUGAGGCUCCAGUUAUACCUGCCAACACGUACACUGUGACUGUCAGCGAGGGAGCCGACAUCAGCUCCUCUGUCUUCACUGUUCCAGCAUCUGAUCCUGAAGGUCAAGUUUUGACCUUUAGCAUCAAUAGUGGAAACAACCCAGUACAUUUUGCAAUCGAUUCCACUGGAAAGAUCACGAACACUGUCAAGCUUGAUCGGGAAACAAGAAGCUCCUAUACAUUGGGUGUCGUGGUGACUGACAUAACAUCACUGACUGACACCGCCACGGUCAACAUUGUGGUGACGGAUAUCAAUGACGUCCAGCCGUUUUUCUCCCCAGCUCAGUAUACUUUCCAAGUCUCCGAAGGCCAACUCGGUGCCAAUGUUGGGACAGUUACGGCAUUUGACAAUGAUGAAGGAAACAAUGGCCAAAUUGAUUUCUCAAUUUCCCCCAUUUCCACUGGCUCGCUAUUUUCGAUCACUUCUGUUGGUGGUGUCAUUACCACGGCUCAAGCAUUGGAUUAUGAAACGCAAACUCAGCACAUCAUCCUUGCUCUGGUCACUGACAGAGGAAUUAAUUUUCAGCGAACUGGGACUGCAACUGUCACUAUCAAUGUCCUGGAUGUUCAAGAUAAUGUUCCACUGUUUUAUGAAGCAAGUUAUACCACUUUUAUAAAUGAAAACCUACCAGCCGGCACAAAUGUCAUCAUGGUUGAGGCUUUGGAUGCAGAUACUAUUGAUUCCAUCACCUACAAGUUUUCUACUGGGAACUUUGCACCUUUUACGAUUAGUUUGUCAGGACAGAUAUCACUCAACACGGCGUUAAAUUUUGAAGUGCAGCCUCUUUACGUGUUUACCGUGACAACCACCGAAGGGGAGUCCAGUGGUCUGGCAUCAGUCUCAACUACCGUUACUGUAUCUGUUAUGGAUCUGAACGAUGCCCCUCCUGUUUUGUCAGUCAACCCUUCAACAAGAACUGUGCUGGAGAAUGUGGCCGUUGGUUCCUUCGUCUUGUUUGAUGUUGACGCUACAGAUGCAGAUCCUGGAAACACUGAAAACAGCAGGGUAACCUUCGCCAUCACAGGUGUCACCUCAAGUAGCCUUGCCAACCCAAACAGCGGUGACAAUCUCUUUGUCAUUAAUUCAGAUACAGGAGUUAUAACUCUCGCUCGAUCCUUGACAGAAGACAGCACAAGAGCAAGCACCUACACAAUAAAUGUGGAGGGUCGCGACCACGGAGUGCCUAUCAGGAGUGCCUCUACAACAUUGACGUUGAAUGUUGACAGGAACAGCCAACCAUUUUUCAAUCCUUCUUCCAAAGUAGAAACAGUAAACAGCAAUGCAGCAGUUUCCAAUGUGCUGUUUUCAUACACAGCCACAGAUACUGAUACGGGUACCUUCGGACAACUGACUUACUCGCUGAUUGUGGAUGGACGAGUUCCAAAUCAUUUUCAAGUCGGUGCCUCAGACGGUGCUAUCACACUUGCCAACUCACUGCAGACCGAUGAUUCCGAUGCAUACUAUUUACGUGUGGUUGUUACUGACGGUGGUGGUCUAAUGGCAACAGGUACGGUUACAGUCAGUGUGACGCGGAACCUGUUUGAUCCUUCGUUCGACGGUGUUGGACCGUUUAAUUAUGCUACAACAGUGUUGGAGAAUGCACCCCUGCUGCAGUUUGUCUUUAAACUGAGUGGUAACGAUGCCGAUACACAGUUGCCAAACAACCAGCUUACCUACAGUAUUGUGGGUGAUUCCCAAGCCCAACAAUACUUCAUCAUCACCGACACUGGGGAACUUCAGCUCAAACGUUCUCCUGCUGACAACCAGGCCAUCAACACCUUUACCGUUACAGUAGGCCUGCAGGAUCAGGGAAAAACACCGAGAAGUGCUUCAUCAAAUGCUGUAGUCACCGUUACAGUCCUCAGAAACACAGCUCCACCCAUAUUUUUCGCCCAGACGUACACGCAGAGCAUCAAUGAGAAUGUCCCAAGUGGCACAAGCGUGGUUACAGUUGCAGCUUCCGACGCCAACACACAGCCUGAGUUAAAUUUCAUCACCUACUCCUUGCUUGAUAGCUCGAAUCUGUUCACCAUCAACUCUAAUGGACAAAUCAACACAGCCGGCAAUCUGGCAACUCCCACCCAGGAUCUGUAUACAUUGGUGGUAGUUGCUAGAGACAAUGGUGAUCCUGCCCGUGAAGGAACUGCCUAUGUGUAUGUCACAAUCCUUCGUAACUUCUUUAACCCUGAGUGGACUACGACCAACUUCAACGAUCAGGUGUUGGAGACACAGACACUUGGUACCAGUUUAGCAGGAAUAAAUCUGGCGGGAGGUAUACAAGACCGUGACAUUAAGUCUCCAGGCAAUACUAUCAACUUUAAAAUGAACACUGUUGUCACACCAGCCAAGUCUCAGCAGUAUUUCCAAGUGUCCAGCGGAGGGGAUAUCUCUGUCAAGCAAGAUCUUAGAACAGAUAGCGAUAAUGUGUACCUGCUUUACAUUGAUGCCUACGAUUUGGGAUCCCCAUCGAGAGAAAGUGCUCAGACUGCCACGGUUACUGUAUCUGUGGUCCGUAAUGCAGCUCCAGCGUUUACAAACACAGUGUUGUCACAAACUGUCAGGUCAGACACUGUUCAGGGUUCAACCGUCUACACACUUAGUGCUCAAGAUCCAAAUUUUGGUGUUCCAGAGUUUAAUCAGCUGACCUUCACCUUGGAGGGAAUUGACACAGCCUUGACAUACUUUGAGAUUGGUUCAGUGAACACAGUCACAAACACAGCAAGUAUCGUCACUCGCUCGUCUGUACAGUCUGUGACGGAGGAAAGCUUCCAGCUUUUGGUGCGUGUGAGUGACAAUGGCUCGCCACCCCUAAGCAGUCAGCAAAUUGUCACUUUGAACAUGCUGAAGAACCUGAAUGCACCGGAGUUUGUCCAGCUGUCCUAUUCCCAUACGAUUCUGGAGACACUGACUGUAGGCUCAAACAUUGGCAUACAAGUUCAAGGCCGUGAUGAUGACUUAUUGGCACCGCAUAACACUGUUGUGUAUGAGGCACUUGGAGAUGCAGCAACCUUGACCUACUUUGCAAUAGACUCAAAUGAUGGUCAAAUCAGUGUCAUACGACCUCUUACCCUUGAGGACAACGAUAAAGUUUAUAUUAUGCGGGUGAUUUUACGUGAUUCUUCAUUGUCGUCGCAACAAACAGGAUCAGUCACAAUCACUGUCCAGCGCAACGAUUUUGACCCAAUUAUUGGGAAUCUGCCAACUGUGCAAUCUGUUUCUAGGAAUGCCUUUGCAGGAUCCAGUGUGUUCAAUGUUUCAGCCACAGAUAGCGACGUAGUUUCUCCCUUCAAUGUAGUGCACUAUGGUAUUGUGUCUGGGAAUACUGGCAACGUAUUCAGUAUGAACAGUAAUACAGGGGCAGUAACUCUGGCUCAGAGCCUACAGAGUCUCACCACCGCUACAUACACGCUGUCCAUCAUAGCUUAUGAUGAAGGAGUGCCUCCUCGUGUGGCUUACUCGAGCCUGACAUUGAAUGUAGACAGAAACCUUGAAAAACCUCUCCUCAUCAAACCUGGUGCGGGGUCAUCAUACCAGGCUACAGCUGACAUUGUGGAGACCAUCAGUUUUGUAACUGUGGUGUAUGAUGUGGAUGCAUUAGACAGUGAUAAUACGGCUCCAUUCAACCAGGUGACCUACAUUAUUACUGGGACAGGCAAGGGUGAAGAAUACUUUGCCAUCAACCCUGACAAUGGAGAGAUCCGAAUCAAGGCAUCAUUGUUGCAGGAUACAGCUAGAGACACAACAUAUACAGUUCUUGUGAGUAUUCAAGAUGGUGGCAGUCCUCCUAAGGUGGGUGACAAUACUGCGACCAUUACCAUCAAUGUAAAUAGGAAUAACUUCAGUCCCCAGUGGCAAAACCUACCGUACGAGAACAUUGUACAGGAGGAUGCAGGGAUCAACGAUGUUGUGUACACUGUACAAGCCACAGAUGACGAUUCUUUUUACAAUAUCGUUCGUUAUCAAGUGAUUGGUUUCGGAAGUGCACCAGUUUACUUUCAAGUGGGCGAAGCGAGUGGUGUUAUAACUGUCAAAUCUGCACUGGCAGGCAGCUCAGAAGAGGUGUUCUAUGUACGAGUGCGGGCUUAUGAUAAUGGAAGUCCUGUUAAAGAAAACACUACGACUUUAACCUUAAAAAUCGAGCGCAACCUUUUCAAUCCAACUGUGACGCAGGCGUCCAUUACUCAGCGCAUUCCAUCAACACAAGACCUUGGCGUACCAAUUGUUACAGUACCCGCUCAGGAUCUUGACAGCCAGCCACCUAACAAUGUGAUCAGAUACAACAUGACUGCUACGGCUGCUGUACUUGAAUUCUUCGAUAUUGAUGUUGAGAGUGGUUCUAUUUAUGUGAAGAAAUCUCUAGUUCUGGAUACAGCCGAGACACCACAAUUCACGAUGAGUGUUUCUGUUUAUGACAUGGGAACUGUGUCCAAGACGUCACUGUCUGCCACCAAUGUCAUCAUCAAUGUGUUUAGAAACCGGAAUGCUCCAUUCUUUGGGGCCCAAAAUUAUGCUGUGACUAUUCCAGAGAAUCGUCCUGUUGAUAAUAAUAUUCUUCCCAUCACCUUCGGAGACAGUGAUACAGAUGCUCCAUUCAAUACCGUAACCUUGGCAGUAAUAGGAGAUGACCUCGCACCAGUCUAUUUUGACAUUGCCACAACAGGUCUUACUACAGCUAAUGUCAAGGUCAAACGGGACUUAACAUUGGACACUAACACUGUGUACAAUUUGCGUGUGGUAGCUACAGACGGUGGCACUCCCGCCUUAUUGGCCACCUCUUUGAUAGCCAUCACCGUCACCAGAAACCUGUUUGCUCCUGUAUUCAAUCCAAUUACUUAUAAUGCCACCAUUCGUGAGACACAAUCUCUGGGUAUAACUUUCAAGACUGUGAUUGCUACAGAUGCGGACAUUCGGGCCCCUCACAACACAGUUCGCUACUUUAUAAGCCAAGCAGCAGGCAGUGCUCUAGGACGAGAAUACUUCAUGGUUGACAGUGAAACAGGCGCCAUUUCUCUGAAGAAGUCCGUCACUUUGGACACGGCGUUGUUGACUCGAUACACGUUUCAAGUGACGGCCAAUGACCUGGGUACCCCUACCUCUUUGCCUGCUAAUAUCCCAGCCACUGUGGAGGUUACGGUCAACAGAAACAGCUUCCCACCCAUUAUCACCAACACCGUGGUUACACGCGAAAUCUUUCACAAUAUGUCCGUCAAUGGGCAGGUGUUCGAUGUUGAGGCAACAGAUCAAGACACGGUGGCACCGUUCAACACUCUAACCUUUGACCUGCUCGGUGACGGUAAUGCUGUUGCAUUCUUUGAAAUUGAUUCAUCCACUGGUGUAAUAACAUUGAGAAACUCACUGUUAUUCUUGUCCACAACCGAGUACCAGCUGCGAGUGCGAGUCCGGGAUGGCGGCAGUCCUAGGAGGGAGGAUGUGAAAGUGUUCACAGUAACCAUCAAACGAAAUUUUGUCGCACCCAGCUUCAAUACAGUGUCAUAUGCCCAGGUGAUCCUAGAGAACCUACCUGUCGAUAAUUCUGUCAUCAACAUCCAGGCGUCGGAUUCAGAUCUGGCAGCCCCUUACAACACUGUGAGGUAUUACUUUACCAGCCCACCAGAGCGAUUCCUUCUCAACGCGCAGACGGGAUUGGUGACAGUCAGACGAUCUCUUCUUGGGGAGACACAGAAUAGCUUUCUUUACUUUAUUUAUGCUGAAGAUCUGGCGGUGCCGGCCUUGCGCUCUGGUAAUAUCCCACUCAACAUCACUAUCAUCAGGAAUGAUCAUUCACCAAUCUUCUCCAACUUGCCUGAUGCAUCUAUCCGGUUAAAUUCCAAUGCUGCUAGACCAGCCGUCAUCUAUACUGUCACUGCAAAUGACGCCGAUACCAGGCCUCCCUUCAACACGAUAACAUACAGCAUCAUCGGAGAUGACAGAGCAACAAAUCUGUUUACUGUAAAUCCAACGGGGGGACAGGUUACGCUUACCGGGGAUCUCUCCACUUUCCCGGAAGAAUAUCUUAAGAUUCGUUUAGUGGCCAGUGACGGAGGUUCACCCUCCAAGACUGACACACAGAUCCUCUACGUUAAUGUCACACGUAACCUCGCUGCACCAUUUUUUACUGUCACCGGCUACAACGCAGACAUCUUGGAGACGGAAUAUCUUUCCCAAAGUAUACAACAGGUGUCGGCUUCAGAUGUAGAUGCUCUGCCUCCUAACAACAACGUGCAGUACGCGUUGGUGGGCGAUGUGAAGGGAUCGGAAUAUUUUGAGGUGAAUGAGGAUACUGGCGUUGUUUACUUGAAGAAGGAUCUUCGAGUAGACACAGAUAAGGAUGUAACAUACAAUGUUAUUGUGACAGCGACUGACCUUGGAACGCCGUCAAGAGCUGCAACAAACAGUGCUACAGUGACUGUGACGGUGCACCGUAACCUUAAUACUCCCACCUUCAGUAAUCAAAACUACAACGUCAAUGUCAAUCGGAAUGUGGUGGACAACCAAAACCUGGGUAACAUCCUUGUGACAGACAUCGAUAGCAGGAAUCCGUUCAAUACAUUCACUGUGACGACUAUAGGCGAUGGUGCGGCACCCUCCCUUUUCUAUCUUGAUGGCAACACUAUAAGAGUGACAUCUGCUGCCAAUCUGCAGGCUGACUCUGGGGAAACCUACACGUUGCGUUUGCAUGCAGAAGAUGGAGGCAGCCCUCCACUUACUUCUACAGCAUUGGUGACGGUAAACAUGGUGAGAAACCUCCUGGCACCUAGGUUUGAUCUACCCUCAUACAACGUAUCCAUAUUGGAAACAACGGCAUCUGGAGUAGUCCUUUUCACAGUCUCCGCCACGGACGAUGACCCAGCAAAUGCCAACAACAGGAUCGAGUUUGAACUAACGGGAGAUGCCACAGCCACAGAGUAUUUCUACGUUAACCCCUCCACUGGUGCCGUCAGUCUGUUGAAAUCCAUUGUUGGAACUGGCGUCAGUCCAUUCAGGUUGACGAUCACAGCAAAUGAUAAUGGUAACCCAUCCCUAAGUACAUCUGUACUUGGCACUGUUUUCGUGGAAGUGGAUCCGACUCUGCAGUUUGCUGCUCCUAGCUAUACAAGAACUAUUUCAGAGAAUGCAGCCGUGGGAUCAUCUGUACAGACCGUCAUAGCUAACCCACAGCCCAGUAUUGUGUACACCAUUACUGGUCAGAGUGAUGCUCCGGACUACUUUGAAAUUGAUUCUGCUUCCGGAGAGAUAACUGUGAAACAGGCCUUGACAGCUGACAUCACAAAGCGACAGAGUUUCACUGUGAAAGUGUUGGCUUCCAAGAUAUUUCCUAAUGGUGAGCAGACGGCCACAGUGAAUGUGAUUGUGACCAUUAUAAGGAAUGAACAUCAACCUAAUUUUAACCAGUCCCUGUACACUGCUAGUGUGAGUGACCAGAUUCAGCUGGGGUAUAACCUUAUCCAGCUGUACGCAACGGACCUAGAUACACAGGAUCAGCUGGUGUACUCUAUGGUAAACCCAACAACCACAGUCUCCGAUCUAUUCUACCUUGCACCAGUGACUGGAGUCAUCAGUUUAAAAGCACUGCUCUCUACCAACAACCAGGCGUUGUUUGAGUUUGACGUUCGCGUGAGUGAUCAGUCCAAUCCCGAGAAGACUGAUGACGCUACAGUGAGAGUCACAGUGACAAGAAACAACGUUUCGCCAUUGUUUGUUAGCCUCCCCUACAACACAGGUAUCAACUACAACCAGGCCAACAACACUGCCUUCUUCACUACACAGGCAACAGAUGCAGAUAGAAAGGGUACCAUAACCUACGCCAUCACUGGUUAUUACUCUGGGCCACAAUUCUUCCAAAUUGGAGCCACAACCGGCUCUAUUAGUCUGCGGUCCAGCAUUGAAAAGGAUAUUGCCACAUCCUACACGCUUGGCUUGAUUGCCUAUGAUAGUACUUACCCAGCGGAUACAGCCACCACAAAUAUCACCAUUUCUAUCAAUCGUAACCCAAAUACUCCCAGCUUCACCGUCACAAGUUACGCACGACAAAUAAGUGAGGAGUACGCUGUCGGAGUCAGCCUUAUACAGCUAGCUGCUUCGGAUGCUGACGGGCACGCCCUGAGGUAUGAGAUGACCAACUCUAUACCAUCAGAUGGAGGUGACUUUUUCCAGGUUGAUACCUACACUGGUCUUAUAACAGUGAAGAAGCCAUUGAUGGAAUCCAAUAACAACAACUAUCAGAUCAACUUUCGUGUCCAAGACGACGGUUUACCACCAGGCCAAGGCUCCAAUACCGCUACUGCGUCUAUCACCAUCCUGAGGAAUGUGAACACGCCACUGUUUAUUGGCAAUUACCAGAGAACUGUGUCUGAGAACACCACUGUGGGCACCAGUAUUGUAAAAGUUUCUGCACCAGAUAGCGAUACCAAUCCACCAGAAUUUGGUCAGGUGACCUACUCACUGAUUGGAGAUGAAAACUUUGCUUCCCUGUUUGCUCUCGACUCGACUUCAGGUGAUGUGACCCUGAUAGGUGCCCUGGACCUGGUUAAUGUGCCGUUCUAUCAGGGCCGCGUUGUUGCCAAGGACGGUGGUUCCCCACCCAAGAGUGCCACUGCCACUGUCCGUAUAGAUGUGAACCGUAAUCUCAAUCGCCCCAUCAUUCCAUCUCCAACUUAUUCCACUGAAAUUUUGGAGACCCAUGGCAUUGAUGUGAUAACUGUACCUGCAACAGAUGCUGAUAAGUUUGCACCAUACAACACUAUCACAUUUGAUGUGGCAGACGUCAGUGGAAAUAGCCUGACUUAUUUCCAGAUAGAUGAAUCUUCAGGAGUAAUCAGUGUCCGCACACCUCUGUACCUGGAUGCUUCAGACAACCGAAACUACGUUAUGAGAGUGGUAGCAGUAGACGGCGGGAGUCCUAGUCUGCAGUCACUGAUCACAGCCACUGUAACCAUUACAGUCAAACGAAACGUAAAUCCCCCUAUCUGUCACAGCGAACCCUACGCUGCAUCCAUCAGCUACAAGACUCUGGCCGGACAAACUGUCUUUUCUACCGUCAAUGCAACUGAUGGAGAUGCUGAUCUUCCAUUUAACAGAGUCACCUACAGCAUUAUAGGUGGCGUGACCACACAGACAUUGUUCCAGGUCGACAGCAACAAUGGGCUAAUCAGCACGAGAACAGCCCUGUCAGUUGCCACUCUCAAUGAAUACAAGAUACAAGUACUGGCAUCUGAUGGAGGCUUCCCCGCAUUGUUUGACACGUGUACAGUGACUGUGUCCAUUUUACGGAACCUGAUCACCCCCAGAUUUCUCACAACGAGUACUUCUAUCACCAUUCUGGAGACACAGGACCUUGGAGAUACCAUAUAUUCAUUUCCUGCUCAGGACACUGAUGAACAGUCACCUUACAAUGUGAUGUCGUUCAUCCUGGAUGGAGAUUCCGAUAUCAACACUUACUUUGCCGUAAAUGAAGCUGCUGAUGCUCUGUAUGUGAGGAAGUCCCUUCUUAAUGUCGCCAAAAACACCUUUUCUGCUGUGGUCACAGUAACUGAUGGAGGUGGCUUGGUAGGAGCAGAUACCUUAUCUCUCACCAUCAUCAUCCUGCGCAAUGAUCAUAUACCCUACUUCAAUGGUGAUCCUUAUGUGUCGGACCUUCAACAAAGUGUACAGGUGGGAGAUCUGCUAUUCACAGUCACGGGAAUGGACAGUGAUUCUAGCAAAGCACCGCAAGCAACUCCGUUCUACACACUGAAGUACUCCUUCCUGGGUGAUGAUGAUGCACCAUCUUUCUUCAACAUUGGAGAGAACAGCGGCCAAGUAACCGUCAAAUCAGUUCUUACAUCAACCAGCUCCACCGAGUUUAAACUACGUAUCCAAGUAUCAGACCAGGGGACACCACCCCUUACCAACACAACCUUGGCAACAGUUGCUGUAAGAAACAACUUCCAAAGGCCUUCAUUUAAUGAAACAGCCUACUACCGAAGAAUAAAGGAAACAAAUGCUCUCGGAGAAACCAUAUUGCAGGUGUAUGCUCCCGACCAGGAUCUUUUGGCCCCUAACAAUGAGGUUGUUUAUGCUAUUACUCAAGGACCGGAGGACCUGGAAUGCUUCUAUAUAAACCCCAUUACUGGGGAGAUUUCCCUCCGUCAAUCCCUGCUCACCUCUUUUUGCCAGACCAUCAACAGAUUUGAGAUGACUGUAGAGGCGCAAGACAAAGGAGUCCCGUCAUUUUCUACCAAUGUCCAGGUGACCAUCGACAUUGACCGCAACAAUAACCCGCCAAUCUUUGACAAUUUACCUGACGAAAUAUCUCCAGGAGUCAUGGAGAGUAUAGCUGUGGGUAACCAAGUGAUGGUUGUGACAGCCAGGGAUGCGGACAUUGUCGCUCCAUUCAACACCAUUGCCUACACCUUGAUUGGAGAUGACACAGGACCAAAUUACUUCUCUAUCAAUAGAACAACUGGUCAGGUCAGAGUAACCAACCAGAUACUUAACACUGUGGAAACCUCCUUUAGGCUGCGUGUUCAGGCAACAGAUGGUGGUUCACCUAGUAAAUUUGCACAAAGCAUCCUCCUUAUCAAUGUCAGACGGAAUCUUAAUAACCCGUCUUUCGCGCCCAUCAACUAUGAAGUGACAAUUCUCGAGACCUACGCUUAUGACAAUAUUGUGGAAACAGUGAUAGCUACAGAUGCUGAUACCAAGGCUCCUCACAACCAACUCACAUACACAAUCACCUCCAGCAGCUUAGCUCUACAGUACUUCCAGAUCGACUCUCAGGGUCAAAUCACAAUCCGACGAUCUCUCAUUGAUGAUACAGCCGACACUGCCUUAUACAUUCUAACAGUGACAGCACAGGACCAGGGUAUACCACAGCUUACCAGUCAGAAUGCUGCAACUGUGCGUGUAAACGUGAUAAGGAAUAGAGCAUGCCCAGUAUUCUUGAAUACCCAGAAAUCUGUGGACAUUUCCCAGAGUCAGAGUGCUCAGAUUGUCCUGGAUGUGAAUGCAACAGACGUAGAUGAUGCUACCACAGUAUUCAGUCGAAUCACUUACACUCUGAUUGGUGACGAUUCAGCAACUUCUUUCUUUGCCAUCAAUGCAUUAUCUGGAGCAGUAACCACCAACGUCAACCUUUACAAUGACGCGGGAACUGUGUAUCGGCUGAGAGUUCAGGCCAGUGACGGGGGAAGUCCAUCCUGUGCAACUACAGAUGUGUAUGUUGUCAACGUCAACAGGAACUUGAACGCUCCUGUAUGGGUAAACACGCAGACACCCAAUUACUACGAAUAUUCAAUCCUUGAGACCCAGUCGGUGUCCCUACCUUUCUUUACAGUGUCUGCCACCGAUAACGACGACAAGGUCCCUCAUAAUGUAGUCUACUAUGAGUUCACUACCAACACUGACCAAUUCAGAGUUGAUGCCAAUGGACAGGUUUUCCUGCGGUCAAGUCUCAUCUUUGGCACCGUGGAACAGUAUACAAUUAAGAUGAUGGCAUGGGACAGUGGAGAGCCAACUCGUAGAUCAAGCGUUGAGGGUACAUUGGUUGUGAACGUACGUCGCAACAAGUUUCCCCCGGAAUUUACUACUCUCCCCAAUGUUCUCAGCCUCGACCAAAAUGUGACGCAGGGCUCAACAGUUUACAACAUCGGAGCCCGCGACAAUGACACUUUUUCACCAUUUAACCUGAUAGAAUAUGUGGUCAUUGGCGACGGCGCCGCCACCACCUACUUCUCUGUGAACUCGGGCAACGGAGCAGUCAGCGUGAAAACACCCAUCAAUACGGACACAAACAUCAUUUACAUGCUGCGCGUACGUAUCCUGGAUGGUGGUACUCCACGGAAAUUUGCAGAUGAGGUCUUGACCAUCGUUGUGAACAGGAACCUGAACCGACCAGUUAUGUCCAGCCCAUUUGUCCAAAGAACAAUUCUUGAAAUCCAAAAUGUUGGGGAGUCCAUCACUACAAUAUCCGCUACAGAUGCUGACAAUAUUAGUCCUAAUGGAGAUGUGCGCUAUUUCUUGAUUACUUCGGACACCAAUGUUGAUAGUUACUUCAGUGUAGACCCAGUUUCAGGGGGCGUGAUGCUGCAGAAGCUCCUCCUGGACUACCCGAACACAGCCACAAGAUUUACCGUCAGCUUCCAAGUGGGUGCACGUGACAUGGGAAGCACUUCACUGACGGCGCUCAAUCCUACUACAGUAGAGGUGACCGUGGUGAGGAACACCCAGCCAUUAUUUACCCAGAAACCCUACACCAGAACUCUCGGCCAGUUUGAUCCUCCAAACACGCUUGUUUAUCAACCAUCUGUGCAGAACUCGGACAGUGAUGAUCCGUUUAACCGCCUCAACUUCACAAUUAUUGGAGAUGGUUCCGCACUCCUUUAUUUCUCUGUUAACCCUACAAACGGUGAGGUCCGGACCAUUCGUAAUCUCACCUUAAGCACAGCCCUCACCUUCCAGGUAAGGAUCAAUGUGAAGGACAAUGGUAUCCCCCCAAUGGAGGAUACUACUACAGUAACUGUCAGCGUGAAGAGAAACGAGAGAGAUCCCACAUUCUUACAUGCUACCUCCUUUGCAGUAGACAUCCCUGAGGGCCUCCCUGUUGGAAGUUCUGUGGCAAAUAUCAAUGCAACUGAUGCUGAUGCAUUUGCACCUAAUAACCUCCUGGUUUAUGAAAUAACUAGUGGAACCAACAGUGGUGAUCAAUUUUUCUACAUCAACCCGGACACUGGGGUGGUAUCUCUGGUCAGGAGCGUGGCAUCAGGAGCGAACAUUUACCAGCUCACCAUUAUUGCGAAGGACCAGGGCGUGCCUGUAAAAAGAGCUACUGCUACAUUAACAGUCAAUGUUCUACGAAGCUCCGGUGUUUUGACCUUUGGUCUUCCUGCAUACAAUGCUACUAAGAGUGAGAAUGCUCCAGUCAAUGAUUUUGUCAUUCGUGUUGCUGCCUCUCCAGGGGUAAGCAUUGAAUACACCCUGACUGGGCGAGAUCCAGGUCCUACCUACUUCUCUGUUGAUACGACUAGCGGCGACAUCCGGGUCAAACAAGACUUGAGAACAGAUGCCUCCAUGCUCAACCAAUACACUCUGCUUGUGAAGGCCGUGUCCUUUGAUGUGACCACUCAAACAGCUUCUACUACCGUCAAUGUGUUUGUAAGGAGGAACGAGGCUGGUCCUGUGUUUGACCCAGCUUCAGCUUUCUAUUCCACCAGCAUUGAGGAAAAACGGGCUCUGGGGUCAACAGUCCUGCAGGUCACUGCCACGGAUACAGAUAACGACCAGAUAAAGUAUACUAUGGUAGAUGGUGCUCCCUACACCGACUUCUUCUUUGUGAAUGCUGACACAGGUGCCAUCACUCUCAACAGUCCGUUAACCUCAACCAGUGUUGGCAACUACUCGUUCAAUGUGCAAGCGUCCGACCAGGGCAGUCCCGAGAGAACCAGUCUGGCCCGUGUCCAUAUCAUCAUAUUGCGAGACAGAUUUCCCCCUGUAUUCCAAAACCUACCCUACAAUGCCAACACGGAUGAGAAGAGCCAGGAUAACACCGUCUUUUACACCAGCAUUGUGGCUACUGAUGGAGACCUAAGAGGACAGAUUAUGUACGACGUUAUCCACGACAGUAUUGCAGCUAACUUCUUUUACAUCAACAAGACCUCUGCUUAUUUGUCCAUUCAGAAUCAAGGUCUCUUACUACGAGAUUUGCAGCAAGACUAUCAGCUGCACGUGAUUGCAUAUGACAGUGUCUACCCUGAAAACCAAGCCACAGCUACUGUUUCUGUAUUUGUGAGCCGCAAUGCAAAUGCCCCUGGAUUUUUAGACCAACCGUAUGCCCGAACUGUUUAUGAUCACUUGGCACUUGGCACAGCUAUUGUGGAUGUAAAUGCUACGGACUCUGAUGGAGAUGAUAUACAGUUCAGACUCACUGGCAGCAUUGCGUCUCUGCAAUUUUACUACAUUGACUCAACUACUGGAAUAAUCACGUUAAAGAAACCCCUGACCGACGGCACUCAGGCAUUUGAUUCGAUGUCCGUUGAGGUUUGUGACCAGCGGCAACCACAAAAAUGCAAUCUUGCAGGUGUAACCAUCACCAUCAACCGUGACAACUUCCCACCUGUAUACAGCUCCAACAACUAUGGUCGGCAAAUAGCACAAGUGGCACCACUCGGGGAGCUCGUAGAUACCGUGGAAGCUACAGAUAAUGAUUUAGAGGGUGAAAUCAACUAUAUUGUGGUAGGAAACUACCCAGCACCUUCAUUCUUCUCUGUUGGUCUGACGUCCGGCGAGGUGAGGGUAACCCAGCAGGUCACCAGUGAUGGUCUUCAGACAGGAACAUACGAGCUAAGGAUUGCUGCCUUUGAUACUUUCUACCCUGAUAACCGUGUGUUCACGAUUGUGACAAUACCAGUCAACCGCAAUCCUGCUACUCCAGUCUUCUCGCAAGAUGUGUAUACUAGGACCAUUGCGGAGACCUUCCCUCUUGGAAGUUCAGUUGUCCAACUCAAUGCCAGUGAUGCUGAUAAUGACAAGCUUGGUUACUACAUGGAUGACGCAGUCGACCAACAAGAUAAGGAUUACUUUUACGUCAAUCCAGAGAAUGGACUCAUCUCCUUGAGGAAAACUUUGACUUCAUCUGUUUUUAAUCAGUUCACAUUUUCGGUAUUGGUACGAGAUGCAGGAGGCAAACAGGAUACUGCCAAUGUGGUUGUUAUAGUGAACAGGGACCAGGAGCCUAGCUUUACAAACCUUCCCGCGGCCAUAGAUAUCCAGGAAACAAACUCACUGACAAAUUCAAUAUUCACUGUCUCUGCUAAUGACCCAGACAUGCAGGAACGCAUGAUUUACAACAUCAUAGGAGAGUUCAACUCACCCAGAUAUUUCCGAGUGAACAACUUAACUGGGGAGGUUUUCGUUCAGAACGACCUCAGACUGGAUGUUGUUGAGCAAUAUAUAGUGAUCCUCACAUCGUAUGAUUCUGGCAGUCCGGGGAAGACGGCCACCGGUACACUGACAGUCAACGUAGCCCAUAACAUCAACACACCAAGUGUCAAUGGGGCCAGCGCCACGAUCUGGGAGUAUGAGCCAUUGGGAUCCAACAUUGUCAACAUCACAGCUUUUGAUGCAGAUGGUGACACAUUACGAUAUGAACUAUUGUCAACUGGUACUUUAGUUUCUGAUCAGGCGCUGCCUUACUUUACCAUCAAUCCUGACACUGGCUACAUUAGAAUUGCUAAGGAUCUGGAGAAUGAUGUCAACAAGCUAGGCACUUAUCAGAUGACUGUAAGGGUUCGUGAUCAGCGGUAUCCGUUUGAGAAAUCUGAUACUGCUAGUGUUAAUAUCGUCGUGAUGCGUAACAGCUUCUCUCCCGUCUUCCAAAACAUUCCGUACAACAUGCAGAGCUUCAACGAAAACAGUGCUGUAUCGACAUCUGUCAUCACCGUGACGGCUCGAGACAACGACUUGCGGGGACGAAUUGUGUAUGAAGUGAUGGGAGAUAACUCCGCACCUUUCUACUUCAAUGUAGAUGUCAGUACCGGAAUUGUGAGAGUGAAAAACAACCUGAAAUAUGAAUCCAACACUGCCUAUAAUCUGGUAGUGGAGGCCUACGACUCUCAGUAUCCAAAUGACCGUGCUACAGCCACAGUGACUAUCGGCGUUUUACGUAACCUGUAUCCCCCCGCUUUUAAUCAGACAUCCUACUCCAUAACGGUCAACGAAAGCAUUGCAGUAGGAGUGUCUGUUCUACAGAUAUUGGCUACGGAUGCAGAUAAUGACAAGAUGACCUAUGUAGCCUCCCCCUCUCCAGCUGACCCCUACUUCUUUCUGGCCCCAUCAACGGGUGUGCUUACGAUAAGAUCAUCCCUGAUGAACGACCCAAAUCGAAGACUCUCUUUCCAGAUGACAGUAACAGCUACGGAUGACCGACAGCCGCAGCAAUCAAGACAAGUGGUUGUGACCAUCAAUGUUUUGAGGGACCUAAAUACACCCGACUUUGAUCCUUCUGACGACAAAUAUAUUGUGAUAAUCCCUGAGACAACAGCAGUGAAUGACGCAGUUCGAACUAUCGUGGCUACAGAUCUAGAUUUACAGGGAACAAUAAAAUACAUGGCUACUGGUAACUACCCUGCACCUAGUUUCUUCUCGGUGGAUCCUGACAGUGGACAAAUAACACUACAGAAGAGUCUUCUUACACCAGAUGCUGUACAAUACAGCCAAUUUACGUAUAUGGUUGAGGCCUAUGACAGCUUGCGACCAAACAAAAAGGGAACAGCUACAGUGGCGAUCACAAUCACCCGUAACUCUAACCCCCCCAUCUGGUCACUCCCGCAAUACUUCACCAACAUCCGCGAGGACCACGAACCCUUCACAUCAGUCAUUGAUGUGGUGGCCACAGACAAUGACAAUCAUGAUGUAAUUUCCUACGAUAUAGUAGAUGAACAGAUCCAGAGGACCUUGGAUCAGGGUGUUGCCGACUACUUUUACAUAGACACAGAAACUGGACGCAUGUAUCUCAGAAAGAGUGUUCUCAACACGGACAUCAUACGCUUCGUUUUGGGAGUGAGAGCCUGUGACACAGGAACACCUGGGAAGUGUGCCAACACUACAGUGACAAUCAACAUCAACAGACAAGGACUGGCUCCUACCUUCACGAACACUCCAUACACGAUUAAUAUCAAUGAGGACAAAACUCCCGGCACCAGUGUUUUAUCUAUAUCUGCUACAGAUAGCUCUACUCUGGGACAAGUUGUGUUUGAAGUGGUUGCGCCAGGAAGUGCAUUCUUCUCCCUAAAUACUACCUCAGGGGAGAUCACUCUAGCUAAGUCUGUUUUCAGUGAGCUAGAUAUUAUAUACAGAUUCAAGGUCGCGACCUAUGACACUGGUGAGCCCCAGUACAGGGCUGUAGCUGAUGUGACAGUGAAUGUUAUUCGCAAUGCAUUUGCACCGGAUUUCCUGCUGCGUGAUUACAUUGUCACUAUUGACCAGAAGUCAGAUUAUGGUGUGAUGGUUAUCAACACUACAGCUGUUGAUCUCAAUGGAGAUGUACCUGUAUACAGAAUGACAGGUACCCCUACUGGUCUGGAGUAUUUUAGGAUUGACCGUGACACGGGAAACAUUUUCCUCAACAAACUCCUUAAGGACACACCUUCUACCCAGUACAACUUCACGGUGUUUGCACGUGACCAGCGAAGAGUAAACGAGAAAACCGGCUUUGCUAACGUGAUCAUCAACAUUGACUUAGAUGCCAACCCUGUCUACCUGAAUGCUCCGUACUUUGCUCAGCUUGAGGAGACACACAUAGUUGGCACACGCGUCUACCUGACUAACGCUCGUGACACUGAUCUUACGGGUGUGCUUGUCCGUGAAAUCACAGGAGUAUAUCCAGCAAGAGGCUUCUUCGCAAUGAACAGUAGUUCAGGGGAGAUAACACUGAUCCGAGACCUGCGGGAGGACUCAAGUAACCUAGUAUCCUACAGAGUGGAAUUGUCCGUGUACGACUCUCUGUUCCCAUCAGAACGUGGAUCUGCUGUUUUGACUGUCACAGUAAACAGAAACCCGAAUGCUCCACAGUUCAACAACACAAACUACUAUAGACAGUUGAAUGAAAUCGUCUCCAUCAGCACAAGUGUGAUGUCUAUAGGAGCUGCAGAUGCAGACCCACUGGAUGUGGUGACCUACAAAAUUGUAUCUUCCAACAACAAUGGUGACCAGUUCUUCCUACUUGAUCCUUCGUCUGGACUACUGACCACCAAAAGACUGCUGACGGCUGCCACUUUUAACAGGACCAUUAUGACAAUUGAAGCAUCUGACCAGCGAGGACAAUCCACCUCCGUUCAGAUGAUCGUCGACAUCAUCCGCAACCCCUCAGAUAAGCGGCCAUACUUUAUCAAUGAGCCCUAUGAUGAUUCCACCAUAUUUUUUACCCAUGACUUGACGACAGAGGUUGAAAGGGUCACAGCUUUAGAUGAUGAUCUAGGGACGUCUUCGACCAUUGCAUAUGAGAUUGUUGGAAUAUAUCCUGCACCAGACCAUUUCAGUAUUAAUCCUUCAACUGGUCAAAUCCUUGUUUCACGUGAUCUCGGCCUUGAUGUUUACAAGACCCUUGUAUACACUCUGCGCGUAGAAGCCUAUGAUACAGCUAACCCUGGCUUGAAAGCAGAGACUAACGUUGUUAUCACGGUUGUCCGCAAUCCCUCUCCGCCCCAGUUUACAAAUAGUGCCCAGUUCACUAUCACUAUUCCGGAGACCUACGGCCCAGGAGCCUUGGUCAUGACUGUCACUGCUACAGAUGCCGAUGGGGAUGAGGUGAGGUACAACAUCGUCAAUGACACACUUGGGGCAGAAGCCAUGAAGUUCUUCUUUAUCAAUGGCGAAACCGGUAUUAUUAGUGUGAUUGGAGAUUUGAAGUCGUCAGCACCUGUAGCCCAGUAUAGUUUUAACGUGCGUGCCCGAGAUCAAGGCACUCCAGAGAAGUAUGGAACAGCUACUGUUACCAUUACCAUUGAGAGAGACACUUCGAAUCCUGCCUUCCAAUUCCCGAAAAACUAUUCUACAACUGUUCGUGAGACCGAACCUAUCAACAACACGCAGGCCGUAUACAGAUUGUCAGCUUCUGAUGGCAACCUUAGGGGAAGCCUGCAGUACAUCGUCACUGGGGAUGGACUGGCUAUGGCCUACUUCUGGGUGGACAUCAAUGGCGCUAUUUAUGUCCGCAAGGAUUUGAUGACCACCUCUCAAGUAGACUUUGUUUUGUAUGUUGCUGUGUAUGAUUCGUACUACCCGGAUAACAGAGACUUCGCCGUGCUGAAUAUUCGUGUAAUUCGAAAUCCUGGUGAGCCUGUCUUCAGUUCCAGUGGUGUUUACAAUCAAGCCAUCAAUGAAUACCAUCCAUUCGGGAGAUCGGUGUUUGUUGUUUCGGCUGCUGACUCCGACAAUGAUGUUAUGCGCUUCUCAAUCCUGGGUCCUUCAGAGGCAACCAGCAAGUUUUACAUUACUCCCGAUACUGGAGUUAUCUACCUUUACAACAGACCAGCCCCAGACACCUAUGUUAUGACCAUUGAAGCCAGUGACCAGAGGAGUCCACCAAGAACAAAAAAUGCAACGCUGACUGUAUUUGUCAAUCCAAAUCAAGCCCCUGGAUUUAACAACAUUCCAGCAAUCAUCAAUGUAGCAGAGAAAUCGAGUGUAAAUGUGCGCCUGUUUACAGUGUCUGCCACGGACAGUGAUAUCGAUCAAACUGGUGGAACCCUGCAAUACAAGCUAAUUGGAGAUGGGGCUGGACCAAGCUUCUUCCAGCUGUCGUCUGCGGGAGAGAUUUCCCCACGGGUUGACCUGAGAACUGACACAGCACUCAACUAUAUACUACGAGUGCAGGUUUAUGAUUCUGAGAUCCCAUCCAUGGCUGUCAAUAGUACAGUGACUGUGAAUAUGACGAGGAAUCCAAACCCCCCUGUCUUCACCUCCUUUGGUUUAUAUACAUUCUCCAUCACAGAUGAAACGUCCCUUGGUACAUUGGUUGGCUCAGUACUUGCCACAGAUUUAGACAACGACACAGUGGUCUACAACGUGGUGUCGGGGGAUACAGAUUUCUUCUACCUCCUUCGUAAUGGAGGCAUAUCCCUCAUCAAAUCAUUAAGCUCAACAACCAACAAAAGGUUCACUCUUAAUGUGAGAGCUUCAGACCAAAGUACACCUGAAAAAACAGCCAUUGCACAGGUUACUAUAACAGUGGACAGAGACGAAGCAGUGCCAGUAUUCAGUAACUCUGCUGAUUCUGUCAAUAUUGAUGAGAUCGACCCAGUUGGCUUUGUCUUGUACACUGCCACCGCAUCUGAUUCUGACUUGAGGGGAAACAUCACUUACGAGAUCACAGGGAAUUACCCAUCACAAACCUUCUUUGAUAUUGAUCAAAGUGGUAACAUCAAGAUCACAAGGGAUUUAAAGGAAGAUGGACUGGCAAGAAGUACCUAUAUUUUGACCAUCGAUGCCUAUGAUAGUGCUAACCCAAAUCUGCGAGGUACUAUGACGCUGACGAUCAAUGUACGACGUAACAUCAACUUCCCAGUGUUUGACAGACAACAGUACUUCACCAGUAUCAGUGAACUCACUGCCAUGAACGUACUAAUCUUUAACAUCACAGCCACUGACAGUGAUGGGGAUGAGGUGGUGUAUGAUCUUAUCGGUGACACACAGGCCAAUGGUCAGUCACUACAAUAUUUCAUGGUGCAGCGCAAGACUGGAUACAUGUACCUACGUCAGCCACUGAUCAGCAGUACUGCACAGUCUUUCUCUAUGACAAUCAGAGCAACAGACUCGGGCAAUCCUCCCAAAACCAGAGAAGUGACAGCUAUUGUAAGUGUCAACAGGAUCAUAGCUCCAGUAUUUUCCGUCUCUCAAUAUGAUGUGGACCUUAAAGAAAAUGUUGGCACUGGUUACAAUGUGGUUAGAGUUACUGCAACCCACAACCCAGUGCUUCCUCAGGCAGACAUUCGCUACAUGAUCGUGGGAACCCCGCCAGCACCUUACUUCUUCUCUAUUAACUCAACUACUGGUCAAAUAUAUGUGAGCAGGGACCUGCGAGGCGAUCGUACAGCAGAGUAUAGGCUGACGCUGCGCGCCUAUGACAAUAACAACCCGACAGUUUGGAGUGAGGGUCUGGUUGUGAUCACUAUGGAGAGGAACCCUAACUUCCCAUUCUUCUCACAGUCCGCCUACACUGCUGAUGUCCAGGAAGACGACCCAUUAGGCACCAGUGUCAUACAGAUGAUUGCUAGUGACAAUGACAAUGACACACUGGUGUAUUCUCUAACUGGCAACGACCGCUGCAAAGAGGCUUUCUACAUUGUAUCGUCCACCGCUGUCGUAUACCUGAAAGAGGACCAACAAUCAACGUCCGACACACAGUACAACUGCCAAAUAUCUGUGUCAGAUAAUGGAUACCCAACAGCAAAGACUGGCAGUGCUCAAUUAACCAUUAGUAUAGUGCGAGGACAGCUGCCAUCGUUCACCUUGAACUCUUACUCAGCCUCUGCCCUAGAGUCUGACAUUGUGGGGACCCGACUGACAACUGUGCUUGCCACAAGAGUACCAACACUGGGCGAGAUUGUAUACGAGACUGUGGGCGAUUACCCAGCCCAGAGCUUCUUCUCUGUGAACAAUGUGACUGGGGAUGUUACCAUAAAAAAGGACCUGAGAACAGAUGGCCUCAAUCUCCUGCGCUACACUCUAAAAGUUGUAGCCUAUGACACUGGCAAACCCACCCUGAGAAGAACUAGUACAGUUGUAAUAGAUGUGACUAGGAACCUGAACGGUCCCACAUUUUACCCAACCAACAUCCAAGUGGAAAUACCACAGAGCACAGAGCCCGACUUCUGGUCCCUGGCCCUGAAUGUGUCUGACCCAGACAGUUUAACCCUGGUCUGUUCCGUCAUUGGAAACGCCAAGGCCCAGGAAUUCUUCAUGGUAGAUAAAGACUGUCGACUGUCACUAAAGAAGAGUCUGCUCACUGAUCCUGACCUCACUCAAGUUUACACAGUCCAAGUGGAAGCCACAGACAAUGGAGUGCCCAUAGCUAGGACAGCCAGAUCAACUGUGACCGUUACUGUUCCCAGAGAUACCGCUAACCCAUUCUUCACCAAUCUUCCCAAUACUAUCACUAUCCAGGAGAAUGCCGUCUCUGGAUCAACUGUGUUUGAUGUGAUAGCUACUGACGGUGACAAACGAGGCAAUAUGACAUACAAGCUGAUAGGACAAUUCCCAGCCCAAACAUUCUUCAAGAUGGACCCUCUCACUGGUCAAAUUACCAUCCUCAAUGUACCGAAGUCUGACUCACUGGAGACCAUGGUGUACACGCUGAGAGUGGAAGUGUACGACAGCUACUGGCCGAGCAAUAAAGUAUACGAUGAAUUAAAGGUGCAAAUUACCCGUAAUCCUUCAGGACCUACCUUCAACCCCAAAUCCUACAUUGAUACAGUGCGGGCAAACAUUGAUUUGGGAACAGUUGUGUUCCAGCUGUUGGCCACAGAUACUGACGGGGACCGAUUAACAUACACCUCUGAUAUGAGCGCACUUGAUCAGGAGUACUUCUCUUUGAGUCGAGAUAGUGGAGCCAUCAUUCUCUACAAGUCCCUCGAGACGGUCGGCACACCCAACAGGUUUGAUUUCAAUGUGUUCGUGUCCGACUCCCGAAAUCCGGUCAAGAAUGACACAGCCUCUGUGUCCCUUUCGGUGACCGCAUUACAAGGACCACCCAGGUUCACACAAAACAACUAUGAAGUGACCAUCCCGAUUUCACGGGCUAUUAACACCUCUGCCACCUCUGUACUUGCUACAGACCCUGACAUUCAGGGAGCAAUCCGUUUUGAGGUGAAAGGCUUCCAACCAGGAACUGAAUACUUCCGACUGGAUCCAGUAACUGGUGUUAUAUAUGUGAAGAAGAAUCUGUACCUCAACACAAAUCUCUUCCCCAACUACUUUUUACUCAUUGAAGCCUAUGACACCAUGGAACCAGAGUCAAAAAGCCAGGCCACAGUCACUAUCAAGAUCAACAGAAAUGUUUUCGGUCCAACAAUAUCUCCAGCAAGCUACACAGCCUUCGCCAAUGACUAUGACCCGAACGGAAAACCUAUCUUAGAUAUCAAUGCCACCGAUUCUGAUCUAACGAUGCCAGAGAACAGCUUGUUUUAUUCAUUGGAAGAUGGCAGGGCUGCCAACGACUACUUUUCUAUCGACCCAUAUACCGGACUGAUUACUGUAUCCAACCUCAUUUCUUCUGACCCAGCUAAACCAUUAGAUUACAUCUUACGUGUUAUUGUGAAGGACACAAGUGCAACACCCAAGACCGCAACUGCAACUGUUACUGUGAAUAUUAAUCGUAACGACCCCCCAUCUUUUAUUAGUCCUACUGGCUAUAGCACCGAAAUCUCUGAGGCAGUUGCCAUAUUCAGCAACAUCAUCACUGUGCAAGCCACAGAUCCAGAUCCAACCUUUUCCUUUAAUAGCAAGUUGGUAUACUACUUUGAUGGACCUGAGGAGGCAAAUAAGCGCUUCCAGAUCAACAGUACUAGUGGUUCUAUCUCAGCUCGAGUCAGUCUGUCAGAGGAGCCCCAGGACGUGUGGAAGUUCACUGUUGGUGUACGAGACAUGGGAAAUCCUUCCCUGUCUGCAACUGUACCUGUUACUAUCACAAUUGGUCGGGUCGGCAAGAUCCGUUUUAGUGAAUCUGAAUACUUUGUGGUAUAUCCCGAGUCCUACCCUGUCAAUAAUACUGUCAUUGAUGUUAACGCCACGGACCCAUUGGCUGGUAGCACUAUUGUGUAUGAGAUAAGAGGCGAUGGAUUGGCCAGAGACCACUUUGUAAUCAACAACGCUACUGGCCGAAUUACCCUCAGCAAGUCAUUCACCGAGGAUGACAGCUUAACAAACACUUACACUAUCCGUGUUUACGCAUACAGAAAGAAUGAUCCUUCUGAGUUUGACUUUGCCCUUGUGCGAGUCCAGGUCAGGCGUAACCCUAACAAACCAAUAUUCAACCACGGAGAUCUCACCUUUACCAUCAAUGAAAAUGCAGGCAUCAAUACCAUUGUUGGAAAUGUAUCCGCCACUGACAUAGAUACUGGUGACAAUGGAAAUGUUAUAUACUUCUUCAAUCUCCAAGAAAGUCAGCCAAUCUACAGCAAAGACUACUUCUACAUCAAUCCCUCAUCUGGCCUCAUCCUGGUCAUUGGAAACCUACGUGCUGACCCCACCACCCAGAGCUACACAAUGUUUGUUUCUGCUAAAGAUGGAGGUUCGCCAAGCCUGCAAAGUAAGGUGAAGAUCACUGUCAUUGUGACAAGGAAUCCUCAUGCUCCGCAGUUUGCACAGACUAACUAUGAGACAACCAUUGAUGAGAAGGUGAUAGUGGGUCAUAAUGUUCUACAGAUCUUGGCAACAGAUGCUGACAAUGAUCCCAUUGUGUAUGACAUCAUCCCGAAACCUCCGUCCACUCUCUACUUCAAUGUACACCCUACUAACGGAAUGAUAACCACCUCCCGAAUACUGUACCGUGAGCAGGUUUCCAGAUACAUCAUAAACGUACGUGCCACUGACCAGAGUGCCUCGCCAUUAGCUGGGACUGCUACUGUCACCAUCAAUAUUGUGAGGAAUGCCAACCCACCUGUGUUCGCACGACCCUCCUACAAUCUAUCGAUUUCAGAAUACCACGACAUCGACACAGAAAUCAUCCGGGUCACAGCCACAGACAACGACAAUGCCAACAGCACAAGUGGCAUCUUACGAUAUUCCAUGGACACCGUCAACUCUUUCUUUACUGUUACAAGGACAACAGGAGCCAUCAUUCUGGCUCAACCACUGACAACAGAUUUAGCUGACGAUGUUUACUUUUUGACAGUGGUGGCCUCGGACACGUCGAACAACCCCAAAUCUGCCUCUGCGACAGUCACUGUGAACAUUGUCCGCAACAAGUAUGCGCCAGAGUUUACUCCUAAUAGGUUCCAAGUGAGCGCAACUGAUACAGACAGAGCUGGUACAUCACUGGUCACAGUUACAGCCAGUGAUGCUGACUCUCAAGAGCCUCUUAGUGCUGCGACGAACAAUGCCAAAUUCAAGUACAGCGUAUUAGGUAACGCCGCCUCCUUUGCCCGAUACGUCGGUGUAUCAGAUAACGGGGAAGUUUAUAUCAAACAGUCACUUUACAUUCCGAACAACAUCAGUCCAAUCACGGUCCAGAUCCAGGCAUGUGAUUUAAGCUGGAAACCGAAGUGUAGCAAUCCUAGUGUCAGCAUUCAGAUCAAUAUUACAUACCAAGACAGAGCAGAUGGCAAGAUAGGCUUCAAACAGCCCGUGUACUAUCUACAACUUCGUGAGAACAUAGAUGUUGAUCAGGUGAUCCUGAUCAUGGAUGUAGAAUACCAGGCGUCACAGUCAGCACAGUGUAGCAUAUUGGGAGAUCUAACUGGCCUCCCGUUCUCCAUCACUCCAGACCAGUUCCAGAAGAACUGCGGACUCAAACUGAUUGAACCAGGCUUUGACUAUGAGGUUACUAAGAGGUAUAAUGUGACCGUGCAAGUAACCGAAGGGGCUGUAGGGAGGAAGAAGAGACAGAUCUUCAUACAAAACACUCACCCAAUAGCAACAGUCAUCAUUGACGUAAUCGAUGUCAACGACAACUCACCCAUCUUCCAGUAUGACGAACCCCAUAUUUACCCACUCCAGACCAGCAGUGCGGGUACGGAAAACAGAUACUUUGGAGCCAUCGCUUCAGAUGUUCGCCCAGACGCAUCCGUAAUGACGGUUUAUGCAACUGAUGAAGAUUCUGGACAUUUUGGAGAAGUACGCUACUCAACAGUGGAUCAGAGUGCAGUACCAGCAAAUCCACCUUUCAAGAUGAUAAAUCCUGAGGAUGGAAAAAUAAUGACAACCACUGAAUUCUCAGCUGACACACUGGCUGCCAAGACCUUUAAGAUUCCUAUAUUGGCUACGGACAUGGCACCGACAGUUGUGGAGCGCAAGGUCACUCAGUCAACAGCCUAUAUCAACAUCAUUUACAACUACAACCGUUUUGUACUUACUCUUCAAGACAUGGUGCCACAGGAUGCUGCCGCUAAAAAGGCAGUCAUUCGAAGAGCUCUUCAAGAUGAAUUCCAGAAAGUGUGUAUCAUAGAAAGUAUAGAGCGGCGUAGAAACUUAGAACUCCAGGACCAACUGGUUAUUAAAGACUCAGAUACUGAUGUGAUAUUUGUAUUGGGCGAGCCACGGGAACCUUAUAAUCUGAUCAACAACACUAUGGUGCCUGACAUCUUUACUGCAGACAAGACCAUAAACCUCAACGACCGACUACAGAGUGACACACAAAUCAAGGUAGAGAGAGUACGUAUGCCGUAUGAAAAUGCCAACAUUUACCAGACACGUCUUACCAAGUCCUACGUGUGGUGGAUUGACGACCCAUGGGCAGCACUCAUCGCCUUAGCGGCAAUCAUCAUCCUCCUCUGUAUCGUUGGAAUAAUUGUUCUAGUGUUCACACACUCCAGAUACACCAAGUACAUUAACCAGUACCGUAUAUACCAAGCUUCCUAUGACCAGCCAGACUUCAUGGAACCUCCAAGUUUCCUCAGGGAGUACGAGACACAGAGUCUGAAUAUGUAUGUACCGCCUGAUGAGGCUAUAAACCCUCUGGAGAUCCUCAAUGUAAAUCUCGGUGAGGAGGUAAUGAUUGAACCACAGGAAGAUGACCGGGGUUUAUCCACGGCCGCUAUCAAUCCCAUAUUCCAGGAUGAUACUCAACAGGGCACAGGCAUAGUAGAAGGAACCACCUUGCUCUGAUGCAACCUGCCAACACAAUCUUCAUUCCGGGAAGUUCAUUAAUUAGUGUUCAACAAAAAUUCUGCCAGCCUGCAACAUUUAGACAAAGACAACAUCAUACUAUAGAAACUUUGUAUUUGUUAUGCUAUUAAAGCAAAAGACUUCAACCUGGAAUGAAAUGACAUCAUCGUUAGAAAAUCACUGUACAAACCAUUACCUGUCACAGGUUUUGCUUAGACUUGCCACAUACUCACGUUUCUGUACACUUUUAUUACUAGAGUGAUUCCUGGUAAGAGCACCAAACAAGUGGUUACCGUGGCAACAACUUUCAUCUAAUGAAGGAGAUACGUGGUCACUCAAUACAGUGGUAACAGAUUGGAGGUCCGCUCCACUCACCUCUCUAUCUAUGCAUAUUUUGUUACAAUGAAGAAAUGUUACUUUCAAAAGUUAAAGAGUGACGUGUGCUGAAAUGAUAUGUGAAUGUAACAGUGAGUGUGAAUGUGUCGUUUCUCUGAACUUUGACCUCUGUUCUUAUUCCAAAAUAAGGGAAAUAAUGAAAAUCCUUUUAAGCCAAUUCAAAAUUCAUGACUGUUCGUUUUUACUUCCAAACAGUUAUGAAAAGAGGUCCGUUGAUAGAAAGACUGUGCGGUAUGUUAAAGUCACUUGUGGGAUGGGAAUAGGGGUUGUUAUUAUACAUAUAUUCUUAUUAUAUAACCAUAGUUCAGCUUCAGAUAAACAUCUAAACCAAAUCAUUGCUAGUUUGUUAAAAAUAAUUAUGCAAUUUUUUUAAAUAUUUAAAUUUUGUUUUUCUCUUAUUUAUCUCACAUCUUUCACUGUGAAUAGAAACACUUUCUAGGAAUAAUGCUAACUAAUGAAUCAUCAAAUUUUCAGUUUUUGUUUUGGAUAUUUAUUGAGUGCUAUGUAGAAUCCUAUAAUUACCAAAAUCAAUGCCUGGUUUUACAAUUUUGUUGUGAUAUAUACAUAUAUAUAUAGAAAUGUUAAAGACAUAUUUUUGUAUUUUUAAUGGAUUUUUCCAUGUGGAUGCGGAGCUGGCCACAUCUUGAUGUCGGAACAUGUCUCCCAUUGCUGUCCAUGUCUCCAUAUACAUAUCUGUUUUCUUGUUAUAUCUGCUUUAUGCGUAACAUUCCACAUUUUAAUAAUUGUCACCUUAUGGUAGCCCAUCGAAAAUUCUUUAUAAUCUGCGAGUGAUGCAUGGAAGUAAGGAAUUGCCAGUAUAUGAAAAUUUUGUAUUUUUUUAUAGAAAAAAAACUACCAAUAAAAUGUAAUAUAUAUUUUCAGAA
Molecule: messenger RNA, 29731 nt
Organism: Mizuhopecten yessoensis (Yesso scallop)
Lineage: Eukaryota; Metazoa; Mollusca; Bivalvia; Pectinida; Pectinidae
Exons: 179
Coding region: 192-28451 (9419 amino acids)
Biological process (GO): homophilic cell-cell adhesion
Cellular component (GO): plasma membrane
Molecular function (GO): calcium ion binding
Source: RefSeq, a predicted model, not a curated record